ACUAUUUCAAGCUAAGCAGGAGCCCAGCGACUUCCGUUCCAGGUUUACUGGAGCUCCGUCAGCCUUUCCCAACCUUCUCUGCCCUUCCAGGAGCCCCUUAGACCUUCCGACAUGGCUUGUCCCCUCUUUCUGGAAGGGGAGAAUUGUAAGCCUUCUUGGAAGGAAGCCGCAGCGGGCUACAAUCCAGAAGACACUCACUUGGAAAUCAUGGGGAAGCCGGUGAUGGAGCGUUGGGAAACCCCCUACAUGCACGCCUUGGCCAGCCUGGCUGGAUUCUCUACGACACGUACCCCUUGUCAGAAGACACCUGGCACACCCAUCAGUUUGGCUUCAUCAAGGCUCAUGCCCAUCGCCUCCUGAAGCCAGGCGGGGUCUUUACCUAUUGCAACUUGACUUCCUGGGGGGACCUGAUGAAGAGCAAGUAUUCGGACCUCGAAAAGAUGUUCCAG
Messenger RNA from Thamnophis sirtalis, 449 nucleotides. Lineage: Eukaryota; Metazoa; Chordata; Lepidosauria; Squamata; Natricidae. The record is from RefSeq and is a predicted model, not a curated record.